CCGCCGCCAGCACCAGCCAUGAACUCGCACGUCCGCCUCCUCCUCCUCCUGGCCGUCGCCGCUCUAUGCCAAGGUGCGCCGCUGGCCGGGGAGCUGCGCUGCCGCUGCGUGCGGACCGUGUCCGACGUGAUCCCGCCGCGGCGCCUGGCCCGCCUGGAGUUCCUCGCCGAGGGGCCGCACUGCGCCGUGCCCGAGGUCAUAGCCACGACGAAGCAGGGACAGAUUAUCUGCCUGGACCCCGCCGCACCCUGGGUCAAGCUCCUGGUCACCAGGAUCCUCCGCAGUUCAUCCAACAAGCUCUGAGUGAGGGAAGGAACACCUCGGAAUGAAGUUACCUGUUUGCCACAAGAUACCAGGAAACAGAUGCUAUGAGACCACAAUAGCUCAGCUCUCUAGUUUUGAUGGGUUUGUAGAUCAGAUGUUCUAUUCUUUAUUCCCUCUCCUCAUAUUUGUUAUUGCCUAAUCCUAUGCAUGGUUUUAUUGACUGAGAUAAAGUGAUUGAAUCCAUUUGAUAAGACAGUGGAAGCUUUGCUGGACACCUCUCAGCAACCUUCCCAGAACUUGCUCCGCCAUUGUGCAAACUCCUUCUUGCCAAAUACUGCUUCCCAAUAGGUUCCUAUAAAACAGCAUUAAUAUCUGAAAAGAAGAUGGGCCCAUCGCGAGGAUGAUUUUGCAAAUGUCCACAGAGAGUGUGACAGGAGAGGUUUGAAUGGAUUGUGCCAAUAAUCCAUCAGGAAUAACAAGAGUGCUGUCUGGCACUUAACAUUUCAGUGCCUGUUCAGGAUUACAUGGGAAUAAAAUCUGGUUCGGGCAAGAAUGUUUUGCUGAAUCUCUUUUUCCUACUCCAACUCUCCAGCCUUUAAUGCGGAAUGCCUCAGACCUUUUUGCACAAUGUACUGUCUAAUGCAAUCACAGAUUUUCCCCCUGAGGUCUUUUUGCCCCUAUUCAAUACUUAGAAGAGUUUAAUAAUUUCUAUGAAAUUGUGGGGGUUUGUGCCAUGACUGGUUUGGUUUUUAACCAGAUAAUGUUGAGUUUGGUUAGCUGGUUUGUUUUUAAAUGAGUUUACAUUACAAUAUUUAGUCUUUAUGCACAAGAUGUAAAGGAACAGUAAAUGUUCCGGAGAGACUUAGACAUUUUAUGUCUACUUGUAUGACAUAAUGUCAUAACUCAUAAAAAAAGAACUAAUUUUCAUUAUUCUGCUGUGGAAAAUUGUAUGUAAAGAGGUGGAUUUCUCAUGAUAAUGUAAUGAAAUAUACGAUGCAAUAAAAAUGUUUUC
Molecule: messenger RNA, 1276 nt
Organism: Vidua macroura (Pin-tailed whydah)
Lineage: Eukaryota; Metazoa; Chordata; Aves; Passeriformes; Viduidae
Product: alveolar macrophage chemotactic factor-like
Exons: 4
Coding region: 19-303 (94 amino acids)
Biological process (GO): antimicrobial humoral immune response mediated by antimicrobial peptide; chemokine-mediated signaling pathway; cellular response to lipopolysaccharide
Cellular component (GO): extracellular region
Molecular function (GO): CXCR chemokine receptor binding; chemokine activity
Source: RefSeq, a predicted model, not a curated record